AUGCCAAGCUUGUGUGACCUUCCGAACGAGCUGCUCACCGAGUUUGCGCGGUACUACCCCGCGUUGUACUGCCCUCUGCAAGCGGACGCCAUGCCAUUGGGCACCCAAGCAAAUGACUACACAGGAGUGGACACGCUCCGCGCACUGGCGCAGACGUGCGUCCAUCUGAGGGCGGUCUUCCAGCCACUGCUGUGGCGAGAUGCCUCUCUCUAUUUUGAGCCGCGGAAACCGGGGCGUUAUGGCGGAACUGGCCGCCGCCGGGAGCGGAAGGCGGAGCGGAAGUUGGCGGCGCUGAGGAGGGCGGUGGAUGUGCACGGCUACAUUCGCUCGCUCACUGUCACACUUCACGAGUGCACGGUGGACAACUGGCACCCCGUUGUCGAGCUGGCGCGCGUCUUGCAGUGCCUCCCGCGGCUGGUCACUCUAGUCAUUACCGGCAUCCGCGCCUCGGCGGGCUCCGCGAAGAACCUUUGCGCGUCGCUUAUGAAGACGGCCUUUGAUGGGAAAACAUUCCCGAGCGUUAAAGACCUAACAACCGACACCAACGACACCGACAUUGUCCUGGCGCUAGAAUCCUUUCCCCGCCUCACCGCCCUCAAUAUGGGCGACAUGGCCAUCCAGAUCCGAGUCGGCGACUUGCGCUUGAUCGCUGAAUACUGCCCCCACAUCGAGAGACUGCACAACAUAUGGCUUCCCUACAGCAAUGAAAUCGAUAUGCUACCCGAGCUUGCCCGCGCGCUCUCUGGAGGUUUUCCCAAGCUAAGAUAUCUCUCUCUUACGGGGGGGAUCACGAAGGAAUGCCUUCAAGGCCUCGCGCUGUGCCGAUUCCGGCAUUUGGAGCAGCUCACGCUGCGCUACACGGAACGAGUACCGUUUACUUGCGACGCCGGCACGACGGUGCGAAGUAUUGUCCCAGACGCGCUUGUAGAGGACUUGGUCGCGGAGUGUGGUAGGAUUCUGACCGCGUCGGGUGCGAAGAAUCGGCGCAUGGUGUGCAUCGAGUUUAAGCAGCAGUCGUGGAUGCCGCGCCGGGACCGUAUCGUGGAAACUACAGAGACGUUUCAUUUUUGA
Mycena indigotica is the source of this 1071-nucleotide messenger RNA. RefSeq lists its product as uncharacterized. The transcript is spliced from 4 exons. Lineage: Eukaryota; Fungi; Basidiomycota; Agaricomycetes; Agaricales; Mycenaceae. The coding region runs from base 1 to 1071 and encodes 356 amino acids. The record is from RefSeq and is a predicted model, not a curated record.